This is a messenger RNA of Coniosporium apollinis CBS 100218, 762 nucleotides long. Its product is annotated as lactam utilization protein lamB. Lineage: Eukaryota; Fungi; Ascomycota; Dothideomycetes. The record is from RefSeq and is a predicted model, not a curated record. The transcript has 3 exons. The coding region runs from base 1 to 762 and encodes 253 amino acids. Gene Ontology annotation, biological process: carbohydrate metabolic process.
AUGGCUCCCAUCAAGCACAAGGUCAUGAUCAAUGUCGACCUGGGCGAAGGCUACGGCAACUUCAAAUGCGGACCAGACGACGAGCUCAUACCACUCAUCGACCACGCGAACGUCGCCUGUGGGUUUCACGCCGGUGACCCGCUGAUAAUGCAGCAAACCGUCGCAACCUGCAAAGCGCAUAACAUCGCCAUCGGCGCGCAUCCGGGGCUUCCAGACAUCCAAGGCUUCGGCCGGCGCGAGAUCAAGAUGUCGCCCGAGGAGCUUACGGCAAUGGUGCGGUACCAGGUCGGCGCGCUCAAGGCCUUCCUUGAUGCUGAGGGGCUGCCGCUGCACCAUGUCAAGCCGCACGGUGUGCUGUACGGGAUGAUGUAUCGGGACAAAGACACGUGCCGCGCUGUCUAUGAAGGCGUGCCGAAGGGGAUUCCAGUGUUUGGGCUGGCGGGCACGUUACAUGAGGAGGUGGCUAAGGAGCUGGGUCUGCCGUUUGUGGCGGAGUUGUACGGGGAUGUCAAGUACAAUGCUGACAGGACGUUGGUCAUAGACCGGAAGAAGAAGCCCUGGAAUCCGGAAGACUCGAAGAAGCACAUACGAUCACAAGUCGAGAGAUCGGCAGUGACUGCGGUCAAUGGCGAAGAAGUAGAGUUACCGAUAGGUGACCACGAGGUAUCGCUUUGCUGUCAUUCAGAUUCGCCAGGAUGCGUCGAGAUUGUAAAGGCUGCAAGGGCUAUUGUAGAUGAGUUCAAUACCAAACACUUCUCGUGA